UCUGUGAAACCACUUGUUCAAGAUCAAUUGGCACUUACGUGUAUGGAUAAAAACUAAUUUGAAGGAUUUUUUUCUCUUCAAGACAUGAUCAAACAAGAUCUUUAGGACUGAAGGAUUGAUGCGCAAAAAGGGCCUGAUUCCGCUUUUACCUUUCAGCAUUGCAACAUGGCACACAUCUCUACCAUAUUUUUAGUCUGUGUAACAGCUUUACUCAGUGGAGCUGCGAGCGUAUCUGAGAUGUGCCGGGGGACGCGCUGUUUCUCUGGCCAGGACUGGAGCAGACCGUGCGUUGGAGCGCACUGCCAGGGGCGCGCGGAGGCAGUGGCGCCCCGACGACAGAUUCACCACUCUGCACAAUCCAGACAAGGACAAGUGUACCCGAGUUAUCAACAGGAUGCUCGUUUCAGUCAUCACCAAGCCCAGAGCGCGCCGUUAGCUCCGUACACCAUCAUCCAACCUCAGCAGGGAGGCUUUAAGCAACUAGCGGGGACUGAUGGCACUAGGAGGACGAACCCGAGAACCAUUACGGCGGAGGUGUUCCAUCCUGGCUGCGCCGGUGGGACCUGUCCGACCACUGUCUCUCAUCGCCCGACCAGCGAUGACGGUGCAACGCGGGAGUGCAAAGGGAUUGGAUGUAAACUUCCCCUACGGAUGCGCCAGAAGCCCAAGCCUUGCGUCGGAGAAGGUUGCGGUACGCAUGGAGGAGACGACGGAAGAGGACACUCGUCACCGGUACAUGUGACAGACAGAGCAGCGCAAUUUCUAGAUGAACUUCCAGACGUUGGGUCGGAACGUGGUGCAUGGAUACAGUUGACAUGUGACAUGAAACCAGGCAACAAUGAGCUUCCCUCGGAGGAUGCUCUUGUGCUGCAGCUGCAGCUGUCUAAAAGCCAGGAGAAGCUGGUUGAGGCCCUCAGGGGCCAGCAGGACGAGGUCAGGGAGCUGCAAAGGCUCCUCAGUGAGCAGCAGGGGACGCUGGUCAACCAGCAGAGAGAAAUACUGGAACAACAGAGGAGGAUGUACGAACAGAUGGAGCAAGUUAAAGCCCAGUACAGCAUAAUGAUGGACAGCAUCAAACAAACAUCUUUCCAGAACCUCCAGGGGGAGCUCGACAGUCAGAUGGAAACCAUGAGCGGGCAGGUUAGAGCCCACCAAGCACAGCAGGCUCUCUCUCUGCAUAAGGUGGACAUGGAGGCAAGCGUGAUGGAGGUGGGGCGCUCCCUGAUGGCCUGUGAGAGCUGCGGUCCUGAGGAGUACUGCAGCUUCAGCAGCGGUCAUCCUCGCUGUGAAAAAUGUACCGUCUGUCCUGCCGGGUUCUUCCUGGUUGCACAGUGUUCAGUCCAUGCAGACAGAAUCUGCCAGGACAGAGAUGAAUGCCUUGAAUUAUCUGAUCUGUGUGGAGAUCCACAGAAUUGUCUCAAUACUCCAGGUGGAUUCAGGUGCCAGAGCAUGACAGAGCGAGACGGUAACUCAGGAAUGUGUGGCCAUGGCUACUUUUUCAACUCGGACAUGGAUGAGUGUCAGGCCUGCAAUGAGUGUGAUGGAGAGCCCGUGGCUUCUCCUUGUACCUUCACUACUGACGCCAUCUGCUCUGGCCCUGCUCCGGCUAGUGACAGUGCGCUCUCUUUGUCCUGGUCCGGAGAUGUGAGUCUGCCUGGCGCAAAAGACAACAUACUGGCUCACGCCUUCCCUAGCGUCCAGCUUCAAAUUCAGGGAAGAGGCGACGCAGGCCUGCUGUCUGCUGAGGAAGGUCGGCUGGUGCUCAGGCAGCAUGGUCUGGUUUGGCUGGAUGAGAAUCUCUCGGUGAGCCAUGGCUGCCGUAGCUUCAUCCAGUUGUGCCUGCGUAUGAACAACACAGAUGGCUCUGAAGGUCGUGACCUCAGUGGCGUAAGGAUCGAGCAGCGGGAGGAAAGGUCGCUCCAGAGCGUCAGCAUCAGUGGGGUAGCAGAAGUCGCCCCAGGUAACAUGAUCUCCAUCUUCCUCCGGAGCACCAGCAAUCACUGUAACCAAAGCAGUGAAGGUCUGCAAAUGUACGACUCUUUAGCAGCUCCACUCAGUCUAUUCUGGCUCUCGCAUGACACCGGGGCUGUUGCCAUGACAGCACAGGCCAUGGUCUCCGCACACUACCAUACAAACUAUCGCCCGGUUUUUCGCACCACCUCCACCUCUGACCCUUACGUAGUGGGGCUGACUCAUGAUGGCCGUGGGAUCCGUUUUGCAGAAAGUGGCACCAUACGUUUUGUAUUUCAGCAGGCGUUGUACUCCAUGGGCCAGGCGUGUGUAAGUGAGGGCUUCCAACUGUUGGCGUACCUCAACCAUAAUGGAACCGGCUUGGAGCUUUGCCGUUCCUUCAAACCAGGCGUCCACUAUCGAGACACAUCCUUAACUCUGUCUGGAGCGGCUAAAGUUGGCUCUGGGGACACACUGGCCUUUGAGAUCCUCUCUCCUGCCCAGUGCAACGUACGUUUCUUUGGAGACGAGACAGGCAUCAGUAUCCUCAGCUUGGUUUGGGUCCCCGCUGCUCUGUCUUCCUCUCUUUCUGCGUCCGUGUCUCACACCGGCCUACCCUCAGGAGCAAUCCGAAACAAGCCACUGUUCUUCCGCCAGACCAGCGCUCAGGUGACUCAGAUGGGGCUGCUGGGGAAGGGAUCCACAGAUCAGAGGCGAGAUUUUGUCUUCAGGGAGAGCGGCACAGCCAGUGUGGCUUUGGAUCUCAAACUCAUUCACUCCUGCAACCUGGUCAAGGUGACUCUUCUAAGACGAAAUGAUCCGCAGGGGUCAGGAGGAGGCCGGGAGGCAGAGGGAGCGCGACCCGUCCCUCUGGCCCAACAGGUGGGUGGUCAGAUGCCGGAGGGAAGCCAUUGGGCCAGUGUUAGCCUGCGGGCGUCCUUCCAGGUUCAUAACGGUACAGCGGUGUUCUUCACACUGGACUGUGUACGCGGACGAGUCAACCAGAUCAGCUACCAAACAGGGAGUGGAGUGUCAAUCCUCUGGGUGGCAGCAUAACAUAAGACAGACAAAAUGUAACCAUUUGUAUGGUUUCCAGUUCAGUAGAUGAUAAGCCAUUUAUAUGAUGGUCGAGUUUGAUUGGUUUGAUCUUAGAGGAAUAGGUAGACAUUUUGGGAAAGAGUCUUAUUUGCUUUCUUGCCACGAGAGUAUUGAUACCACUCUCAUAUCUGUCUGUUAAAUGUAAUAUGCAAUGCUAAAGCCAGAAGUAAGCUUAUCUUAGCAUAUAGGGGUGCACAGCUAGUCUGGCUCCCUCAUAUGGUAACAACAUACUGUAUGUCUAUUAGUACAAUUACAAUCUUGGAACUCACCGGCUUUUGGUCUGACGCGAAUAAGCCUCUGGUGGAAAGGCACUAUAUUUCUGGGAUUCCGGUGUAGCCCGCAGUUAUCUCAGCCUUUCUUUUUCCCUACGGUGCUCAUUGUUUACAUUCGGAAUAGCAACUUGAGAUGCGAGACUGGAGUUGAGCGAGAAGACGUGUAAAACCGGAUUGUUUCACAAGUAGCCAGUUUAACAAGAUAACUUUAAACUAAUAAAAAGCGAAAUCGUCUGAUUUGGUCUUUACACGGACUGUCCAUCUGUAUUUAGGGCUGGAUGAAAUGGCCAAAAACUUCUAUCGUGAUAAAGGUCCUUUCAUAUCUCUAUAAUGAUAUAUAUCAGGAUUUAGCAUGCUUUCUGGUAAUUCCAUAAAUAAAAAGUCUAUGUGAAAUAACCUCAAGGUAAAGCCUAUUUUCGUAUACUUCUUUUCUUAAUCAAGCACUUUCCAAAUAAAAAGUAUUAAGUAUUCUCAUUUCAAGAACUUAAAUGCAAAAUUAACAUUAAGUUUAUUUUUUUAUUAUUUCUAUAUGUACACUGUUUGUUAAUCGCAUUGAACUGAAUGGUAAUGGAUGUGUGAUGUAAAAACAAAAUCACAUUCUCUCAAAAUAUUUCAUGUUUCUGAGAAAUGUCAGUUUGUACGUGUUCAUCCUGAUACAACUCCAUUGAUAGAUGAUACAUGAUGAUAUUCAAUUCUUGCCCAAGCCUACCUGUAUUCAACCAACGCUGGCUCGAACAUAUGAAUGCAGAAUCUUUUUUAUAGAGAUAAGCACAUGAAAAACUCAUCAAUUAAAACGUUAUAUAUUGCUUGUACUUAAAAGUGAAAAUGCAAGAAAUUGUGGUUUCAUGCCAGGCUAGUUUCUUCCCCUUGUGCUAAGCUAAGCUAACGGUCUCCUGGCUGCAGCUUCAUGUUUAAUGAACAGAUAUGAGUGGUAUCUAUGUUCUUAUUUAACUCUCAUAAAUAAAGUGACUAAGCAUAGGCUAUUGCCCAAACGUUGGACUAUUCCUUUAAGCUGUUUGAUUAUGUAGUGAGUAGCUUACAGCUAUAUUUUUUUAUUUUGUGCUUAAAAAAAGAAAGGAAGCUCAAAUAUGGCUUUUAUUUAAAAAGAAAAAAGUAGCAUUAUGCAUUAAUCAUUGUCUUUGUAUCAAUGCAAGUAUUUGUGUAAUGAUUACUACAGAAGUAAAUUAUGGCUCUAAACAAUUUUACAAGCUUUUUAAUGUUUAGAAAUGACUGUACUGCUGUACUUCUGUCUUUUAUUUAUGUAAUUCAGUUACUCUGACGCCAACGAAUCUUCAGCUCAUUCCCACUGUGACUAGCAUUUUCUGCUGUCACCAAAAGCGGUUAGCUGCUGGAGUGUGUUUUUUAAGAGCAUGUGUUUCAUGUUAGCCGCCAUUUUCUAAUGUGAAUAUCUACUGCAUGCCUUGUUUAAUGACCACUUUCUGCAUAUUAUGGACUUUUAAAGAAUGUCAUGUGUUUCACUUAGGGCCUGUUCACAAUAAACUGUCCUGGUGAGACAGCAUGCUAUCCUAAAUAUUAACAUGUUAAGCUAUAGUUACUGUUUACUCAAACUAAGCUGUAAUAAAGUGUAUAUUUGAUGUUUUAUAUUAAAUCCAAUACAAAUAAAAUUGUUUUGCCGGA
Molecule: messenger RNA, 4958 nt
Organism: Cottoperca gobio
Lineage: Eukaryota; Metazoa; Chordata; Actinopteri; Perciformes; Bovichtidae
Exons: 6
Coding region: 166-3006 (946 amino acids)
Molecular function (GO): protein binding; heparin binding; calcium ion binding
Source: RefSeq, a predicted model, not a curated record